GCAGGAUGUCGGAGGUGCGGCUGCCACCGCUACGCGCUCUAGACGACUUCGUUCUAGGCUCGGCACGUCUAGCGGCCCCUGAUCUAGGCGACCCACAGCGAUGGUGCCACCGCGUCAUCAACAACCUCCUCUAUUACCAAACCAACUACUUAAUCUGCUUGGGCAUCGGUCUUGCCCUGGCUGGAUACUGGCGCCCACUGCAUAUCCUCCUAAGCGCACUGGUAGUAGCGGUGGCGCUGGGCGUGCUUGUGUGGGCGGCUGAGACCCGCCCAGCCAUGCGCCGUUUCCGACGCAGCCACCCUGCUGCCUGCCUGGCCGCUGUGCUUGCCAUCAGCUUCCUCGUUCUCUGGGCCGUGGGAGGCGCUUGCACCUUCCUGCUCGGCAUCGCGGGGCCUGUACUCGUGAUCCUUGUGCACGCCUCGCUGCGCCUGCGCAACCUCAAAAACAAGCUUGAGAACAACAUGGAGAGCAUUGGUCUCAAGCGGACGCCCAUGGGGCUGCUACUAGAGGCGUUGGGACAAGAGCAGGAGGCUGGAUCCUAG
Molecule: messenger RNA, 542 nt
Organism: Orycteropus afer afer
Lineage: Eukaryota; Metazoa; Chordata; Mammalia; Tubulidentata; Orycteropodidae
Gene: PRAF2
Product: PRA1 domain family member 2
Cellular component (GO): membrane
Source: RefSeq, a predicted model, not a curated record